GGCCGUUGGCGAGCAUGCUCCCUGAGUGCCCCGCACCAACAUGGCGGUCGUCUGCUCUGGGGUGACUUUAAUUCUCAGUUUUCGGUUAUAGCCGGCCAGUGCCCAUUUCUCUUCAGAGUCCUCUGCGCCCACGGUGGAGCAGGGGAAAGUAAGGGUGGGUUCGGGGGUGAAAGGUGAGAGGGGACUGGAGGCUUCCGGGCUAGCUUCUGGCAAAAGGAAGAUGGCUGAGGGUGAGCGGCAGCCGCCGACAGAUUCUUCAGAGGAGAUCCCUACAGCUGCUCAGAACUUCAUCAUUCCAAAAAAGGAGAUUCAUACAGUUCCAGACAUGGGUAAAUGGAAGCGUUCUCAGGCUAUUGAGAAACUGGUUGCUCUUCUCAACACACUGGACAGGUGGAUUGAUGAGACCCCUCCAGUGGACCAGCCCUCUCGAUUUGGGAACAAGGCCUACAGGACCUGGUAUGCCAAACUUGAUGAGGAGGCAGAAAACUUGGUGGCCACAGUGGUCCCCACCCAUCUGGCAGCUGCAGUGCCUGAAGUGGCUGUUUACCUAAAGGAGUCAGUGGGGAACUCCACGCGCAUCGACUAUGGCACAGGGCAUGAAGCAGCUUUUGCUGCUUUCCUGUGCUGUCUCUGCAAGAUUGGGGUGCUCCGGGUAGAUGACCAAAUAGCCAUUGUCUUCAAAGUGUUCAAUCGGUACCUUGAGGUUAUGCGAAAGCUCCAGAAGACAUACAGGAUGGAGCCAGCCGGCAGCCAGGGAGUGUGGGGCCUGGAUGACUUCCAGUUUCUGCCCUUCAUCUGGGGUAGCUCUCAGCUGAUAGACCACCCGUAUCUGGAGCCCAGGCACUUUGUGGAUGAAAAGGCUGUGAAUGAGAACCACAAGGACUACAUGUUCCUGGAGUGUAUCCUGUUUAUUACUGAGAUGAAGACGGGUCCCUUUGCUGAACACUCCAACCAGUUGUGGAACAUCAGUGCUGUCCCCUCCUGGUCCAAAGUGAACCAGGGUCUCAUCCGCAUGUAUAAGGCCGAGUGCCUGGAGAAGUUCCCGGUGAUCCAGCACUUCAAGUUCGGGAGCCUGCUGCCCAUCCAGCCAGUCACGUCGUGCUAGGAGGGCCUCGCAGCCAGAGCCACCAGGCUGCCCUCCCCACCCAGCUGUGGACCCUUCCUUGCCCCUCCCCUCUGUUCUCUCUGUUAGACUGUUUACUG
Molecule: messenger RNA, 1203 nt
Organism: Chrysochloris asiatica (Cape golden mole)
Lineage: Eukaryota; Metazoa; Chordata; Mammalia; Afrosoricida; Chrysochloridae
Gene: PTPA
Product: protein phosphatase 2A activator, regulatory subunit 4
Exons: 9
Coding region: 221-1105 (294 amino acids)
Biological process (GO): mitotic spindle organization
Cellular component (GO): protein phosphatase type 2A complex; nucleus; cytoplasm
Molecular function (GO): protein tyrosine phosphatase activator activity; peptidyl-prolyl cis-trans isomerase activity
Source: RefSeq, a predicted model, not a curated record